AUGCAGCGGCCUUUGGUUUGUAUUUCUUGGCAGAUCAGGGCUCUGGAAGACUACUUCCCACCUAAUACAGAACGGGAGCCCGACCCUGAGGUGGAAGGCCGCGGUCGGGCUGGCUUGCUGGCGGAUCUUCGAUAUUACUCGGGCAGCAAUGGCUCAGAUAUUCUUGAGGCAUACCGCAAGAUCCCUGGCAGUUUCCUUGCACCGCUAGCAGUGCUUGAGGGCCGCAAUGCCUUCCAUGUUCGGACGCUUUUCCAUUGCUGGGAGCUCCUCACUGCUGCCGAAGCAGAACGUGGCCAACGCUACAAGUACUGGAUUUACGCUCGCCUGGACUGGCUGUGGCUUGCGCUGCCACCUGACUUGUCCGUUUUCGAGGAUGCUGACCCAGCAGCCGUGUGGAUUCCAGAUGGGCAAGAUUGGGACGGCAUCAAUGAUCGCUUCGCUAUAGUGCCGCGAAAGUAUGCAAAGCCGUACUUCUGCAGGUGGCCCUGGUUGGUGAAUGGCAGCUUUCUACCCAUGAUGCACCGCGCAACAGGGAGACUCCCAGCCUCGGAUUUCUAUCGUGGCCCGGAGUGGUCCCUGCUGGCUGCAAUGCAUUGGUAUCGGGUGCCGAUUCGGCGUUUUGGGUCUACAGGUGCAAUACUCUGCAUGGGGGGCCGGCGUGCAAAGUACGGGCGCUGCACUCGGCCGACCAAUCCGGCUGCUUUCUCGUACAAAUACAGCGCCGAGGUCAGCGAAGCCUCUGCAACCUUUCCGUUAAUUCAGCAAACGUUCGUCAACUGCUGGAUGGCUGGACCUCGACUGCUGCGCUUGCAGCGCACAGUUGUUUGUGUGUUGAAUGCAGACGUGGCGCCUCGCUGCCGCGCCGCGUCUUGUGAUGCAAAGUGCUGGACGGAUGUUUACGACUAUGGCCGCUGCUGUUUAGAUGGACGUGAAGGGCUGUGGGUGCUGCCCAGUCCAGAGGCAGCCGAGGCAAUCUUGAAUUCUGGCAACUAUCCUUUCUGCUGGCCCAUUGUUGAAGCCGUGCAGCGAUGCCUGCUUCGAGAGGAUCUGGAAUCCCUUGCAGAGGGCACAAAAAGGGCGAUAAGGGCGGCAUCCCUCAGAUUGCCGGUAACAUCCGGUUACUAG
Molecule: messenger RNA, 1125 nt
Organism: Symbiodinium pilosum
Lineage: Eukaryota; Dinophyceae; Suessiales; Symbiodiniaceae
Source: the annotation of a GenBank genome assembly